Molecule: messenger RNA, 1291 nt
Organism: Notolabrus celidotus (New Zealand spotty)
Lineage: Eukaryota; Metazoa; Chordata; Actinopteri; Labriformes; Labridae
Product: transcriptional repressor scratch 1-like
Exons: 2
Coding region: 1-897 (298 amino acids)
Biological process (GO): regulation of DNA-templated transcription
Molecular function (GO): DNA-binding transcription factor activity, RNA polymerase II-specific; RNA polymerase II cis-regulatory region sequence-specific DNA binding
Source: RefSeq, a predicted model, not a curated record
AUGCCUCGCUCGUUCUUAGUGAAGAAAGUGAAACUGGACGAUUUCUCUGCAGCAGAGUUGGAGAGCUCGUAUCACAGCAGAAGAGAAGAGAUCAGUCUGCGAUUCCAUCAUCAUGACAAAGGCUACGUCAGCGAUUACCUGAGUCCAUCUCCUUAUGAUGAUGUGGUGGGAAGUGACUCUUCUGUCAUCUCUAAAGUUCCCUCCCCUGACCAUUCACCAAUCAUCUAUAGCCGCAUCGAUGACACCUAUUCUGGCAUACAUGGGGAUAUCCACGGUGAUUCUGACCAGCCAGACAGCCCGCGGUCUGAGGUGUCAUCAUCAGCUGGUGGAUACAUCAACGGGGACGCAGCCGUGAGCGAUGGAUACUCAGUGGACGCAUUUUUCAUCAUGGACGGACGGUCAAGAAGAAAAGCUGCUGCAAGCCCCAGAGGAGCAACCCAGAGGCACACCUGCAGUGAGUGCGGCAAAACCUACGCCACGUCCUCCAACCUGAGCCGGCACAAGCAGACACACCGGAGCAUCGACAGCAAGAUGGCCAAAAAGUGCCCAACAUGUGGGAAGGUCUACGUCUCUAUGCCGGCAAUGGCCAUGCACCUGCUUACCCAUGACCUCAAGCACAAGUGCGACGUGUGUGGCAAAGCCUUCAGCCGGCCAUGGCUGCUGCAGGGUCACAUGCGUUCACACACAGGGGAGAAGCCGUUUGGGUGUGCGCACUGUGGAAAGGCAUUUGCUGACCGGUCGAACCUGCGGGCUCACAUGCAGACGCACUCGGCCUUCAAGCACUACAAGUGUAAACGUUGUGACAAGACGUUUGCACUCAAGAGUUACCUGAAUAAGCACUACGAGUCAGCAUGUUUCAAAGGGGCAUUCUCUCCGAUUAGCUCGCUGGGGGAAUGAUAAAGUUAGACAGGUGGACUGGACUUUUUUUAGGUUAUUUAAAUCUGAUAUUGCUGGCCGCUCUUCCUUCUUUUCCUGCUUUCCCUACAAAAAGACCAGUAUGCCUGAGCACUAAAGAGAAGCGUGUUUUCUCUGCAAAUAUCAUGGAGCAUACGACAAAAAUAGAUUGAGAAGUAGUUUAAGGACAUGUCUGUUUCUAUCAAGACCCUCCUAUCUUUCCAUUGUCUCCUCUUUCCUCAUCUGGAAGUAGAGUACAAAGUUCUUGAUGCUUGAUUUAGAAUACCACCUGCGUCAAUGAGAUAGGUCCCGUUUUAAGGCUGUUUUGAGUAUCUCUGAAGAUAAAUAAAGCACAGCACAUCUAGCUCAUCACUUUUGAACAUACCUAGAUCUAUUU